This is a messenger RNA of Pseudo-nitzschia multistriata, 2178 nucleotides long. The record is from the annotation of a GenBank genome assembly. Lineage: Eukaryota; Bacillariophyta; Bacillariophyceae; Bacillariales; Bacillariaceae.
AUUUCUCGCGCCUUGGUAUUAAAAAUCGCGCGAUCGGGGGCUCUCCAGAAAAGGAGUCAUGGGACGGUCGUUGUUGGAAGGAGGUAUCAUUUGAAUGCGAAAGAUUUUUUUGAGAAAGGUUUCUCGCAAACUGUUCCAAACGGUCACAAUUAUGUUACGUAAGUUGCACUACGAGUACCGGUACGGGAUUAACCUGACCAACUCUUUUUGGCAGGAACAGAGAUUCCAGUCCUUUUUACAAAGUUUGAAGUGGCAUGAAAGCAUUUGCCGUAACAGAUACAACCCUUAUGAAUAAUAGCGAUCGAGACAGCAUAAAGAUACUCAGUCACUCCGAAGCUGUUCGAGAGAGAAAAGCUGAACUCGAACAACUGAGAAGACAGUCGUUGACUACCGGUCAUGGUAAGAGUUGAAUGUGUCAAUUUCCAUACCACUUCUUUUGAUAUCGACAUCACAUACCGAUUUCGAGGCUCAUUUCUCACCUCGUACUGGCUACAUUGUCCGCUAUUUCAYUUUAAAACGGUUAUAAAUAUAAAUCGUGAACAAACGAUKGCAAAUACUGCGACUUGAACAGCUACUAGAUUKCGAGAUGCCGAAGCACCGGUAGAAUCGAAUUUYAACAACUUCACGGAACAACAGCGGCAAUUUCUUCGAAAUGAAAAGAACAAACAAAAAGAAGCAAAAACGUACCUUAAUCGCUUCCGAGGAGACCCGGAACUUGACAACUUUACCGAACUACAGCGACAGAGCAUUCAGAACGAAAAGAACCAGCAAAAGGAAGCAAAAAUGUAUCUGAACAACUACCGGGGAGACCUGAAACUCGACACUUUCACGGAGCGACAGCGCAGGGACAUGCAGGAGGAAAAGACCCAACAAAAGGAAGCGAAAACCUAUCUCAACAAUUACCGGGGAGACAACAGCACCCUCCUAGAUGUUAUUUACCAGAAAUUAUCCAUGUCGAGUAUCAACUCACUAGCACGAGAUUGUUCAAGAAUUGAAAGAAACGACUCAGCAAUCAUCACACACGAGCUUGCUGGUGAAAGCGAGAGAAUCAACGGGGAGAAAGCGAGAAGAAUAUAUUCCCCGCAGCUGUCAGMUCACAGGAAUUUCUUUGAAUCAUCGAAUUUACSACCAAAAUCACCAGUUAUGCAUGGUUCAGAGGUUGAACCAUUGYGUGAAGGAGAUGCCAGCGGCGGGGAUUCUCRACCGCUAUACUCCGAUUGCGACUUGAACUCCUUGCCAGGAAAAGAGAUCGAAACAACCGAUCGGUCGUUCUCACCAGAGACGAGCAGGCAAGGGGAUGYACCGAUCCGGMAAAGGGCUGCAUUUUCGACAAACGACCAUGCAAUUGCUACGGAACGGGGAAACUGCAACGAAUACAACAGUAGCACUUGUGAAAGAAUAACGAAUGAUGUCCCUAAAUCAAACAUCCGACCGCACCAAGACGAUCUCAAUCUCGAAGAUAUUAACCAAAGAUUCACUGAUACACUUCUCGAGCUGCAGUCUUCUGCACAAUUUGACGAAAACGACGACGGCAAUAAAUCCAUGGCACCGAAUAAUGGAAACGAAGAAGGAGUACGCAAUCACGGAUAUGACAUCAACAGUAACAGUGAUAAGUCCAAGCCCCCCAAUGGUAAUAAUAGUACCAUGUAUGAGUCGGAGAGCAAACGUGUCAUCGASGAAGAUUCAAAUCAUCGCUUUGUUGCUGCGCUACUCGAGCUUCAAUCUUCGGCCUACUUCGACAAGUACAAAGACGGCAAUGAAGCGAUGAACACGAAUCAUAUCAACAACGAAAAUAGCAUGCGCAAUCACCAGCAUGCCAUACGCGGCAAAAGCGAUACAUCUGAAUUUUGUGAAUCUAACGUUGGUACCAUCCACGGAUCAAUGGGCAAGAAUGUCAUAGAGGAAGAUGAGGCGAGCAAUCGUCCGCCCAGCACCAGUAUCCACAGCGAUAUCCCAGAAAGUCCCUAUUGCGACGAUGACACCGUCGAUUCUGCGACGGGARGUUUGGCUCUCCAGCUAGCGGUYAGUGGCAAAAGCAAACAAGUGACAGAAAAUAAUUGUUUUGCUUGCACCAYUAUGUAAGCUUCCUUACUCCCGUAGCAAGGAAUCCCUGUGAUCAAACAACAAUCCAAACGAACCUCAASAGAAAAGAACAACCAAUAGAAUAUYACAUUAGAG